CCACUGUAGCAUCACAACAUUGCCGGAGGUUAAAGCACACGAGUAGUUCAUGUAAUCAAAUGCCUAAACGAUUAAGAUAUCCAAACGGCCUGGCUUUGCUACUGGUCAAAAGAGACCACCACUAGAUAAAUGAUACGCUGAUCUUAAGAAAGCCUUCUGUGGUCGAGAAAAACAAAGGUGCAAGCGAAACGAAGCGAACCGUUUCGGUACACUGCUCACUGAGACUGGGCCUGGCAGGUCCAUCAAGGCAGCACGUGUUAUGUUGGGAAAAGCUAUAUACACAUGCAGGCGGUUCGGCCGCUUCAGUAGAACUGGGCUAAAGGGAAUAUGUGGCACGCAUUCAGCCCCCCUAUCAACUUACCAAGCACCACCUCCCAUCCCGGGUUCAAGCAUGACAGCGUUCCAAGCAAUGAACCUGUGGAGAAGGUGCUUUGAGGAGAGGGGUGUGGGGGAACCCGACCAGUCCAGCCAAUACAUAGUUGCACAUCUGCUGGGUGCUAAAACGAUAGAAAGCCUCGGCCAUGAAAAGUUGAACAAGCCUCUGAGUUGUGCAAAAAUGGAGCAGUUGUGGGAGCUUAGUGUCAAGCGGCUUUCCAGGAUGCCUGUGCAGUAUGUGAUUGAGGAGUGGGACUUUCGAGACUUGACCCUUAAGAUGAGACCACCUGUUUUCAUCCCAAGACCGGAAACAGAGGAGUUGGUUGAACUAGUGCUUGCAGACCUCCAGGGAAAAGAGGACACUGGAAUGCAUGUAGUACCUCAGCUGACAUGCUUAGAAGUGGGCUGUGGUUCUGGAGCCAUCACGCUCAGUCUGCUGAAAGACCUUCCUCGGCUUAGAGCCAUUGCCUUGGAUCAAAGCAGGCAUGCAGUGGAUCUGACAAGAGAGAACGCACUAAGAUUAGGCCUUGAAGAUAGACUGCUGAUUCAUCAAGUAGAUGUCCUGAAAGAACCUGAAGUCCUUUUGAGUCUGGGUGACUCCAUCUCAACUUUGGUCAGCAAUCCUCCGUACCUGUUCUCAGAAGAUAUGACGUUCCUGGAACCUGAACUCCUAAGGUUUGAAGACCACGCUGCCCUAGAUGGAGGUGAGGACGGCCUGGACGUGAUCAAGCAGAUCUUGACAGCGGCUCCCAAGAUGUUAUCCAUUCAUGGACAUGUUUAUCUGGAGGUGGACCCAAGACACCCCCCGUUAAUCCAACAGUGGGUGAAGGAUCAUGUCCCCGGGCUGAGUUACCUGGAAACACGGCACGACAUCACAAACAGGCCCCGCUUCUGCAUCCUUCGGAGGGAGCGGUAACACGAUGCAGGGCAGGACAGACCUCAUUCGGCGACCCAAAGUCUGGACCGUUUACCGUUAAAGACCCCACUUGAUGACUGCCUACCCACCCCCCCCCACACUAAAUUGGUGGACCCGUGUGUGCCGGCAGGUGACCUGUGGCAUGCCUACAUACCGGAGACUGGUCUGGAGACCAGGAUAUGAAGAUCCACUCAUAGCCCUGGGCGUUCUGAGUGUCCAGGCGAUACAGGAUGUAGCAGGGGUCCUGCUCAUCCAGCAGAGGCAGCAGGACACGGUCAUAGUCCUGGUCCCAGCUCUUCUCAACCUCCCUGUAUGCCCCCAGCACCAACUGCUCUGAAGAUCACAGCAAUAACACAUCACAACCCUCACCCUGCGCCUUCACACCUAUGAGGCCAGCUCAGGUCCACACACAGGCCCGCCGCUCCCUAUACGCAGAGUACGCAGUGCGUAGGGCACCAAGUACCUGAGGGGGCACCAAAAAUUAAGUACCUGAGGGGGCACCAAAAAAUAUGUUAAUUAGUUAUGAAGAGGCCCACCGUUGUUUGUUCUUAAUUGUAUAACCUAUCACUCAAUUUCGGCAAUGUAUAACAUAAUAUAUAAAAAGGGGCUCCCCCCCAGGGCACCCAGGGCACCGAAACGGCCAGCAGCGGCCCUGUCCACACAACCCUGGAUGUGGCAACUUGAGACGCAACGCACAAAAACAAAUACAACAUUUUGUGUGUGUGUAUGUGUGAUUGUGUGUGUCUGUUGACACAGUACCGUCAUUGAGGCCCCCAAACUGAGACUGGUACAAGUCUUUGUUCGUCCAGUGUCCUUUUCUCCCCUUCCAUGUCCCCAGUUGGCUAGUAAUGUCCCUAAACUUAGCGACCUCAGAGGCUCAGUUAAGAUUGGAUGAGGUCACCCUUUCUCCGUCAGCCAUGACGACAACCGGCAGCAACCGACGCCGGGUGAUGGGAUCAUCCAUCAGGGACGGACAACGCAUCACAACACAGCUGAUUACUGAGGGAGAGAGAGACCACAGCCCUGUUCCGAGGGUUGCAUGGGGGGUUUCCUGACUGUCUCGCGGCCGUUGCUAUUCUGAGCCCCAACACAUUCCAUUUCUUAGCACACAUGCAUACUUUCCGUCCGCCAUUCUCUCGCCUUCUUUUUACAGCCUUUUAAAGGCAGGAUAGUGUGAGGUACAAAAACCAUGAGCCCUCAUGUCUCCAUACUUCUGUUAACAAAUGAUGUCAUGAUCGAUUGCCGGUGAAUGAGGUCUUUGUGACUUUGUAGCGCGUGUCUGUCUCCAUUGCUAAGGGCUCAGGAGCUUCUUAGGGCCUAGAGAAAGAGGAUUUCAGGCUCACAAAUCAAGGGCGGUGUUGAAACAGACUGGUGCAAUCGUGUUCCUGUUUCAACAUUAACAUGAACAUGUGUGGCACCAGAUAUUGGUAAGCAACCAUCUCGUCACAUGCCGUUCCAAAUAGCGCACAUAACUCCGGAGCUCUUCAGUAUCCCACUCAAAACUGAAUGGUUACCCUGUGCCUGGCGCUACACAACCCAUGCCUGCUUUGUCGGCUGGCCCUGCAAUAACUUCUCCCUUAAGGAAACCAUGGAGACAGCUCUGAAAAUGAAGAAAAUCGAGGAGGAUGAGGAGCCUUAGAAGUUACUGAAGGUUAUCAUCUGUUGCGCCACGGUUGCCCAAGAACCCACCGAUUGCUUCAUUAACCCUUCUUGGCGGUGUACGCAAACACGUUUUCCAGUGUACGCAUAUCUGCGGCUGUUUCAUUCUCCGUCAUGGCUAUUAUUUAUCUAUGUCGUAACCAUAAUAAUAACAACCAUAACCACAUAUACUAAUUAUUACAUUAGGGUCCUGAUUGGAUCCACUGCAUAAGAAAAUAGUGUAAAUUAGGGUAACCUGAAAGGUAUAAUGAGGUAAAUUUUUAUAACUUAGGCUAAAGCUAUGCCAUUAGGAUCCAGGGACACUUCUUCCUGAUCACUGUAGACCGUGAUAAAUGUGUUGUAAAAAUAAUGUUGGCCAUCAUAUAUCACAACCUGAGUAAAGUUUUCCAACCAGCUAUGAAA
This is a messenger RNA of Gadus morhua (Atlantic cod), 3352 nucleotides long. It is a transcript of the gene hemk1, whose product is annotated as HemK methyltransferase family member 1. NCBI's taxonomy places the organism in Eukaryota, Metazoa, Chordata, Actinopteri, Gadiformes, Gadidae. Gene Ontology annotation, cellular component: mitochondrion. The transcript is spliced from 12 exons. Bases 260 to 1291 code for a protein of 343 amino acids. Gene Ontology annotation, molecular function: nucleic acid binding; protein methyltransferase activity. Gene Ontology annotation, biological process: protein methylation. The record is from RefSeq and is a predicted model, not a curated record.